Hevea brasiliensis (rubber tree) is the source of this 1498-nucleotide messenger RNA. Its product is annotated as probable aspartic protease At2g35615. Gene Ontology annotation, cellular component: extracellular region. The transcript has a single exon. Lineage: Eukaryota; Viridiplantae; Streptophyta; Magnoliopsida; Malpighiales; Euphorbiaceae. Gene Ontology annotation, biological process: proteolysis. Bases 26 to 1408 code for a protein of 460 amino acids. The record is from RefSeq and is a predicted model, not a curated record. Gene Ontology annotation, molecular function: aspartic-type endopeptidase activity.
CAGGAAAUAAAAGAAAAGAAAAACCAUGGUAAUGACAAAUUCAUUCAGAAUAAAGUCGGUGUUUUUGUUAACCUUUACAACCGCCCUUCUAACCUUACCAUUAACUACCAACGCAAAAUCUCAAAAAAUUGUCACAAAGCUCAUCCACCGUGACUCCAUUUUCUCUCCAUUUUAUAAUCUCGAUGAUGGCAUAGAAGAUCGAGCUCUUCGCAUCCUGAAGAACUCAAAUUCACGUUUUGCACACUUGAAGGCAAAAGCUAAGAGAAAUUUAGUGCUUGAUUAUUAUGAUGAUGAUGAUGAUGACUCUGGUGCUAAAAUCUAUCAAGCCAAUCUCCUAGCUAAUUAUGGUCAUUUGUUCGUCGUAAAUAUUUCCAUAGGUCAGCCACCAAUUCCACAGUUGCUCUAUAUGGAUACCGGUAGUACUCUCCCAUGGAUUCAAUGCAAGCAAUGCACAAAAUGUUUGAAGCAGCAAGGUCCGGUAUAUGAUCCAUCAAGUUCUUCCACUUACAAUGAUUUACCAUGCGGUGAUGAUUCUUGUGGUGAUUUCCCUGGUGUCAAUGUCUCGUGCGGUGAACUCAAUAAUUGCAUUUAUCGAAUACAAUACAUGGACAAAUCCUUAUCUAAAGGUCGCAUUGGUACAGAACAAAUAAUAUUUGAGACACCUGAUGAAGGUAAAGUAGCAGUACGUGAUGUGGUAUUUGGUUGUGGUGAAGAAAAUAAUAUGUCCGUAAGGGGGCUAGGAGUUGGGGUGUUCGGACUUGGAUAUAGCAAUUUCGUCAUCAAUUUAGGGCUUGUGUUCUCCUAUUGCAUUGGUAGCGUCCGCGAUCCUCAGUAUGGCUUCAAUGGAUUAACAUUUGGCGAUGACUCUAGUGUUGAAGGCUAUUCAACACCGUUCGAAGUGAUUGAAGGCACCUACUACAUAACCCUUGAAGGGAUAAGUGUAGGGCAAGAAAGACUUGACAUAAGUCCUGAUGUGUUUAAAAGGACUCGGAAAGGUGGUGGGGCAGUCAUCGAUUCUGGAUCUGAACUCACCUAUCUACCUGAAGUUGCAUUUAAUCUACUUAAAAGUAAAGUUUCCAGUAUUCUUAAUGGGUUCUUGAGGCAGCGUGUGUUUGAAAAUGCUCAACACAUGUUGUGCUACGAAGGAGAUUUGAGUCGAGACCUCUAUGGUUUUCCAGCGACGACAUUUCAUUUCUCAGAGGGAGCUGAUCUGGUGUUAGAAACAGAAAGCUUAUUUGCGCAGGAUACUAAAGAUGUGUUUUGUGUUGCUGUAAGUCAUUUGAAUAAUGCUACCACACAGCCGUCUAUUAUUGGAAUUUUGGCUCAGCAAUACUACAAUGUGGCUUAUGAUCUUGGUGCAAAGAGGAUCUAUUUUCAAAGAAUUGAUUGUGAACUCCUUUAUGAUUGAUUAAAAUUUAUAUAUAUUUGUACAUGCUUGGUCUUAUAAUAAAUAUAUCUCUUAGUUUCAAUAAAAAUUUAAAUUUAAGUUUUAGUGAAA